This is a messenger RNA of Heterostelium album PN500, 3876 nucleotides long. RefSeq lists its product as uncharacterized. The coding region runs from base 1 to 3876 and encodes 1291 amino acids. The transcript has 11 exons. The record is from RefSeq and is a predicted model, not a curated record. Gene Ontology annotation, molecular function: carbohydrate binding; GTP binding; GTPase activity. Lineage: Eukaryota; Evosea; Eumycetozoa; Acytosteliales; Acytosteliaceae.
AUGAAAGUUUUAAUUGCUCUUUUUGUUUUGAUGGCAGUUGCCUUUACCAGUGCACACUACAGCUGUGGUGCCAACAUCUGCAAUCCAUAUUACUCAUGUGUUUUGGAUGGACAUGAUUACGGAUGUAUCUUUAGAUGUGAUCGUGUUACAUUGACACAAAAGAUUGUCAAACAAUGGACUGAUGACAACGGAAGCAAACCAUACACUCAAGUGGAAGUCACCAUCAGAAACAACGGUCCAAGAUCAGUCAACCAAGUUGUUAUCGGUGCUGCCGAUGAUGCAACUUCCAUCUGGAACAUUGCUGUUGUCGGUGCUGAUUUCACACUCCCAUCGUAUGCCUCAACAUUGGGUGCUGGUCAAACAUUCACUUUCGGAUACAUCAACAAAGAAUUUGAAAAUAAGAUUAAAAAAAAGAUUAGAAAUAAGAUGUUUAAUAAUAAUAAUAAUAAUAAAGAACAAACUUUAAUUGAUUUGGAAUGUUCAGAACAUAAAAAGGUGUUUGAAUAUAUAUGUUUAAAGUGCAAUAAUCUAUUUUGCUACCGAUGUGCCAAUAAUCAUACAAAAUCACACGCACAACACCAUUGUGAUCAUAUCGAUGAAAUCAAAUCACAUUUAAAUUCAACCAAUUUAUCUUUUAAUACUAAGAAUAAUAAUAAUACCAGUAAUCAAGAUAAUUACAUUCGAUUACGUAUCGAUAAUUUAUGGUUAAAGAUUAAAAGCUCAUCAAAACAAAUCGAAUCAUUUGAACAAAACAUCGAUGAAAUCAGCAAUCACUUUCAACAACUUCAUCAAUAUCUAAUUGUUGAAGAACAUAAACUAAAGAAACCAAUCAUUAAUAAUAUUGAUGAAUUAAAGGAGGAAAUCAAUCAACAACUUGAUCAAUUGAAAUCGAUCAUCAACAUUGUAGAUCUAUAUCAACAUCAUUAUAAUCAACAACCAAAUAAUGAAAAUGAUAGUAGUAAUUUAGAAGAUAUUGGCAAUAAUGAUGAUAUUACCGAAAGAUAUUCAAUAGAGUCAAUCAUUAAAAGCAUUCAAAUAUCACAAACAAUCAUUGAAUUUAUAGAUAGUAAUAAUAAAACGAUCUUUAAUCAACAUAACAAUAAUAAUAUGAUAAACUAUUAUAAAGAUAAUAUAGAUAACAUAGAUUCAGUCAUUCUGAUGUCAAUCAAAUUACAUAAUAAUAGAUUUCAAUCAAAGAUAAACAACAACAACAACAUUUCAAGCAGUAGCAUUAUAUCGAAAGUUAUUGCAACGAAACGAUAUGAUAACUAUUUGGUGACAACAAUGUUUAAAGAAGGUGAAAUCAAUUUACUUAACCAAUUACUACAACAAUCAAUAAUUGUAUCAUUGAAAUCACAAGAAACAACUUCAAAUAUUACUAAGAAAGCUCAUACCAACGAUAUAGAGAUUACAAAGCGAUAUAUGCCAGAAUUGUUUGAUGACCAUUGCUUUUAUCUUUGUAAAUUGGUAAUUGUUGGUGAUCCAAGCGUUGGAAAGUCUUCAAUCCUGAAAAGAUUCACAGAUGAUCGAUACGAUCCAUCGAUUCUUCUGACAAUCAAUGUUGACUUUGGAAUUAGAACGAUCGAGCAUGAAUCACUCAAAUAUAAACUGCAAAUUUGGGAUAUUGCUGGCCAGUCUGCAUUUAGAACUGUGACAAAUUCCUACUUUCUGGGUGCCAAUGCUUUUCUAAUUGUAUAUGAUGUCAGCUAUGAACGAUCUUUUAACAAUUUAAGAGAAUGGCUCACACGUAUUAGCAUCAAUCAAGAGGCAAUCAAAAUUAUUGUUGGCACUAAGAGUGAUCAUCCAAAGAGAGUGAUUCAAUACCAACAAGGCAAAGAGUUGGCUGACGAAUUGGGUUUGGAUUUCUUUGAGAUAUCAGCAAAGACUGGACAAGGUGUUGAUGCUGCAUUCACCAGUAUCGUUGAUAGAUUUAAACAUUGUAUUCUUGAUGAGCAUGGUGAUCUAAUAAGAGUAUUCGUACCAAAGCAACACAAGAGAGAAUAUAGCUACAGCUUUAUAAAUAAAUACAUUGGUCCAAGAUCAGUCAAUCAAGUUGUUAUCGGUGCUGCCGAUGGUACUUUGAACAUUAGAGAUGCCACUUCCAUCUGGAACAUUGCUGUUGUCGGUGCUGAUUUCACACUUCCAUCGUAUGCCUCAACAUUGGGUGCUGGUCAAACCUUCACUUUCGGAUACAUCAACAAAGGUACUCAACCAGCCAACAUAUCACCAAAUUCAAAAAUUUUUCCACAAACAAACAUUGAUUUUGAAAAUAAGAUUAAAAAAAAGAUUAGAAAUAAGAUGUUUAAUAAUAAUAAUAAUAAUAAAGAACAAACUUUAAUUGAUUUGGAAUGUUCAGAACAUAAAAAGGUGUUUGAAUAUAUAUGUUUAAAGUGCAAUGAUCUAUUUUGCUACCGAUGUGCCAAUAAUCAUACAAAAUCACACUCACAACACCAUUGUGAUCAUAUCGAUGAAAUCAAAUCACAUUUAAAUUCAACCAAUUUAUCUUUAAAUACUAAGAAUAAUAAUAAGACCAGUAAUAAAGAUAUUGAUAAUAAAGAUAAUUAUAUACAAUUACAUAUCGAUAAUUUAUGGUUAAAGAUUAAAAGUUCAUCAAAACAAAUCGAAUCAUUCGAACAAAACAUCGAUGAAAUCAGCAAUCACUUUCAACAACUUCAUAAAUAUCUAAUUGUUGAAGAACAUAAACUAAAGAAACCAAUCAUUAAUAAUAUUGAUGAAUUAAAGGAGGAAAUCAAUCAACAACUUGAUCAAUUGAAAUCGAUUACCAACAUUGUAGAUCUAUAUCAACAACACCAUUAUAAUCAACAACAACAACCAAAUAAUGAAAAUGAUAGUAGUAAUUUAGAAUAUAUUGGCAAUAAUGAUGAUCUUACUGAAAGAUAUUCAAUAGAGUCAAUCAUUAAAAGCAUUCAAAUAUCACAAACAAUCAUUGAAUUUAUAGAUAGUAAUAAUAAAACGAUCUUUAAUCAACAUAACAAUAAUAAUAUGAUAAACUAUUAUAAAGAUAAUAUAGAUAACAUAGAUUCAGUCAUUCUGAUGUCAAUCAAAUUACAUAAUAAUAGAUUUCAAUCAAAGAUAAACAACAACAACAACAUUUCAAGCAGUAGCAUUAUAUCGAAAGUUAUUGCAACGAAACGAUAUGAUAACUAUUUGGUGACAACAAUGUUUAAAGAAGGUGAAAUCAAUUUACUUAACCAAUUACUACAACAAUCAAUAAUUGUAUCAUUGAAAUCACAAGAAACAACCUCAAAUAUUACUAAGAAAGCUCAAACCAACGAUAUAGAGAUUACAAAGCGAUAUAUGCGAGAAGUCGAUGGCAAUUGCUAUUAUCGUUUUAAAUUGGUAAUUGUUGGUGAUUCAAACGUUGGAAAGUCUGCAAUAUGGAAAAGAUUCAUAGAUGAUCGAUACGAUCCAAAGAUUCUUGAAACAAUGUAUGUCGACUUUAGUUAUAGAACGAUCGAGCAUGAAUCAAUCAAUUAUAACCUGCAAAUUUGGGAUACCCCUUGCCACUUUACAACAGAUAGAGAUGUACAAUUCUUAAAGGGUACAGAUGCUUUUCUAAUUGUAUAUGAUGUCAACGAUGAACGAUCUUUUAAAAUUGGCAAUAAGAGUGAUCAUCCAAAGAGAGUGAUUCAAUACCAACAAGGCAAAGAGUUGGCUGACGAAUUGGGUUUGGAUUUCUUUGAGAUAUCAGCAAAGACUGGACAAGGUGUUGAUGCUGCAUUCGUCAGUAUCGUUGAUAGAUUUAAACAUUAUAUUCUCGAUGAGCAUGGUGAUCUUGUUUAUGUCAACGGUCUAAAAAAGAAAACUAACAAUAAUAAUUCUAAAGGUGGAAUUCUCUCUUUUCUUAAAAGAUAA